Molecule: messenger RNA, 5816 nt
Organism: Stegostoma tigrinum
Lineage: Eukaryota; Metazoa; Chordata; Chondrichthyes; Orectolobiformes; Stegostomatidae
Product: G-protein coupled receptor 20-like
Exons: 2
Coding region: 132-1190 (352 amino acids)
Biological process (GO): phospholipase C-activating G protein-coupled receptor signaling pathway; positive regulation of Rho protein signal transduction
Cellular component (GO): membrane
Molecular function (GO): G protein-coupled receptor activity
Source: RefSeq, a predicted model, not a curated record
GUCUUGAGUACGUCUGAGUCAGCCAAAGGCAAGUCCAAGACGAUGCCCUGUGUGUCACAUCACUGAAGCAUCUGAAAUACAGAAGGAACCAGCUGCAUUCACUGUGCUUGACAAUCACCAAAAGAUCAGCCAUGCCAAAUGCAACAGUUGGACCAAAUCUUACAGACUUGACUGCGACUAGUCUUGUCAAUGAGACUCACAAUCAUAAGGAACCCUACUUACAUAAACUAGCACACCUCGAUGAAGCACUCUACAAUGAUUACUACAGCCUCUGGCUUGCCUUAAUGAUAAUUAAUGUUUUCAUAUUUGUAGUUGGCAUUGUCCUCAACAGCGUCGCAUUAUACGUGUUCUGUUUUCGUACCAAGACCAAAACAACAUCUGUCAUCUAUACCAUAAACCUAGUAAUCACGGAUUUGAUGGUGGGUUUCUCCUUGCCAACCAGGAUAAUAAUGUAUUACAGUGGUGGUGAAUGCCUGACAUGCUCUUUUGUGCACAUUUUCAGCUAUUUUGUGAACAUGUACUGCAGCAUUCUGUUCCUAACCUGCAUCUGUGUGGAUAGGUACUUGGCUAUUGUCCAAGUGGAAGCUUCACGCAAGUGGAGAAACCCUCACUAUGCCAAAGGGAUUUGCGUUUUCAUCUGGCUAUUUGCCAUCAUUGUCACUUACUCUAUACUCACCACAGCAAUCAAGUAUGCCUCUUGUUGUCUGUCUAAGCUCUUCGCUCUGACAGUGUUUGAAUACUUUUUGCCUUUAGUGAUUAUCACAGGGUUCACCAUUAGGAUCAUGUGUGCCCUGGCCAAGCCAAAUCUUAUGCAGCAGAGCAGAGAAAGACGCAUGAGGGCUGUCCAGCUUCUGGUCACUGUGUUGAUUAUUUUCAUGAUCUGCUUCACACCCUUUCAUGUCCGCCAGGUGGUGGUCUACGCAAAUCCUAAACUGCCCCUUCAUAUCAGCUUAAUAGUAUACCACGUUACUGUGACCCUAAGUAGCCUCAACAGCUGUUUGGACCCUAUUGUCUACUGUUUUGUCACUAACAACUUCCAGUCUACUGUGAGGAACAUCUUUGUCAAGGUCGAGCCUGAACAGAACAGCGGAGAGGUAAUCAGUGUACAAAAGAGCUCUAAGGUGUCCACAGGAAAGACAGUAGUUUCAAGCAUGAUGAUGAAUGGCCCUGCACUGGACAUUGAACAGUGAAGAGACAACAGCAAUAUCCACGCAGCAAAAGAGGACUUUCAUGUCUCAAGAUUAUGCUGUAACUUUGCUUUGUACUACAUUUUGUGCCUUGAUGUUCAUAAUACAUCAUUUUGUACAGUUUGGUGGAAUUUACUCAAGGUGUCCUUUACCAGAGAAGAAUGGAAGGCCUGGUUUUCUUUGUUUAGGUAAUGCUCCGUUAGUUGUAAGACAAUCUGGUGUUGGCAGACAAAGGAAAGAGAAACAAAGUCUUAUUGUUUGGCGCAUUAGUUUAUAAGAUGGGACAGAAACCCUUGGCCCUAGACCAAAAUACAAUGGAAAAUCUUUGUUCUUCUUGCAAAAGCAAAAAAAUUUGGUUUCCAGUGUUUAUAGGUCUGUCUACUCUACCUUUCCAUUCUUACAGCGUCACCUCUAGUGAUGUAUGUGUCUGACUUGCCUGGAAAUUGUUGAAUAUAUUUUGUGAAACAUUCUCCAAUCUGUUAACUUCAGACUUGUGCCUGAAACUUUAUGUAGAUAUAAAAUAACCACAGGAGUUAUCCUUGGGUUGAUAAGAUAUAACUUUCAGAACUCUAUUUUCUGGGAAUGCCUCUUCUAGGGACUCAGCAUUUUAAUAUAUAGUAUAAAAUAAUGAAUGGGUUCAACUACAUUACGUUCAAUAGAUUGUUUUGGUUUGACAAUUUGAGGCAUUGUUCGUUUAAACUACACAAGAAUAGGAAUAGAUUUGAAGGUGGGUAGUUAUCUUUCAUUCAAGGGGCAGAAGGUAUUGUAAUAUGUUUCCAGUUCAUGAGAGCUCUCUAUACGCCUCCAAUAGGGGAUCCAACUCAAUUCUUGAACUUGCGAAAGUUUAUGGCACCAGCUAGAUGUGAUAUUGGUGGCAAUGUGGUGACACAUAUAUUUGACGACUGCUAAUCCAUCAUUUCAACACCCAUUCCCUGAGAUGUACUGAAUAAUUGGUGGGCAACUUAUCUGUCCCACAUAGGCCCAUUGGGACCCUUAGCUGAUACUUCAUGUUACAACAGCUGUAACUUUGACAUUCUGCCCUAUUAUCAAAACUGCAAGUUUGAUGUCAGCCAAGUGAGGCACCGGAUUUAACUGGUUUAAGUGGGCACAUAAAAGCCCAGGAAAUAGCCUUAAAUGCGAUCUCAGAAGAAAGCACUUCACUUCUACAACUGUUGAUCUGCUCAGUUACUCCCUAGCCACAAUCUUUAAUGCCCAUCUCCCCAGUAAAGCCACUGCUCUUUCCCAGACUUGUGUUCCCUCUGCAAUUACUCCAUUUUAACUCAAACUGGGACGCAGACUUAAAAGUCUUGUUAUACAACUAGUUAAGUCAUUUUCCAUAUGAUCUGGGUGAAUACCGAAAAAAAAACUUCUCAUUAUCUCCUCAUAGUUUUUAUUUUGUAUUUUGCUGUUGUAUGCAUUUUAAGAUACACUAUCCAACUUUUGAGCUACUGACAUUGUUGGGCUAAGAUUUCUUUGUGUUCCACUUGGGGCCUGAAAUAUACAUUCAAGCCGAAGGAAAACUUUUAUGGAAAUGGAUGCUUUUCAGAUUUGGUGUACAAUGUUAUACCGUGGCAGUAAUACAUUAUAUGGCAUGUAUUUCACUGAACAGUGAAAUUCCUUUAUUCUGUUGUUGGUCUUUGUUCAGUAUUCUUCUGAGGCAGGGAAAAUUGAGUGAACAUAAGACAUGAGCAAGAUAAUUAAGUCAUCUUAAGCGAUGAUAUUGAGUGUUUUUAGCUUUCUAUUUGUAAUAUAAUGGCAGAGUCACUGGAUGUUUUCUUAGGUUGUGAUAGAAUAAAGUUGUGAGUGUUCUCAAAGAAUGUUUUUAAAGCAGAGGUAGAUCGUUUCUUGACUAAUAAUGGAGUCAACGGUAUCAGAGGUAAAUGGGAAUGUGAAAUUGAGGCCACAAUUAGAUCAGCUGUGAACUUAUUAAAUGGUGGAGCAGAACUGAGUGAAUCAAAUCUAUGCUCCUGCUCCUAAUUUGUCUGUAGGUUAUCAACUGUGUUUGCCAAACCUUCUGAACAGGCUUGUAAAUUACUUGUAAAUACAUAGCCCAUAGGAAUACCCUCUUGGAUUCAGUAAGAAUGUGUGAAACUAGCUGAUGGAUAUGGUUACACUUUUUGCUAUUGUGUGUCCAACACAAAUUCUGUUACAUUAAAAAUGUAGGAUAAUGAUUCAAUUGAAAGUAUUGGUGUUGCCCACUUCUAUUUUUCCUGCCAAGAAAGCAGUCUGUUGGAACUGCAAAUAUAUCUGCAACCAUUCCCAAUGCAGGAAGUGCAAUUUAGCUAAUUCAAAAUGUUAGUUUCACCUAUCAUUAUGCUCCUGCCAUUGUGGGCACUGGUUUAGUAUCCAGUGAUUCAUUUAUUGGCGUGUUUGAACAUUGACAAAACAUUCUUAGGUCUUUGGGUGGCACAGUGUUUCAGUAGUUAGUGCUGCUGCCUCACAGUGCCAGGAACCCAAAUUCAAUCCUAGCCUCAGGUGUCUGUGUGGAGUUUGCAUGCUCUCCACGUGUCUGCAUGGGUUACCUCCAGGUGUUUCGGUUUCCUCCCACAAUCCAAAGAUGCGCAGAUUAGCUGGAUUGGCCAUGCUAAAUUACCCAUUGUGUCCAGGGAUGUGUAAAUUAGGUAGAUUUUCCCAGGGCAGAAAUGGCUAGCACGAGGGGUCAUAGUUUUAAGCUGGUUGGUGGAAAGUAUAGAGGGGAUGUCAGAGGCAGGUUCUUUACGCAGAGAGUUGUGAGAGCAUGGAAUGCAUUGCCAGCAGCAGUUGUGGAAGCAAGGUCAUUGGGGUCAUUUAAGAGACUGCUGGACAUGUAUAUGGUCACAGAAAUUUGAGGGUGCAUACAUGAGGAUCAAUGGUUGGCACAACAUUGUGGGCUGAAGGGCCUGUUCUGUGCUGUACUGUUCUAUGUUCUAUGUUCUAUGUUCUAUUAGCCAUGGGAAAUGCUGGGUUACAGCGAUGGGGUAGUGGGUUGAGUCUGGAUGCGUUUCAGAGAGUCAGUGUGAACUUGUUGGGCCCGAUGCCUUGCUUCCACACUGUUGGGAUUCUAUGACCUUCUCUUAUAUCUAAGUGUUCAAACUGGGCAGCCAAUUAAUAAUGCAAAAUUACAGGCCAUGGACUAUUGAUGUUCUAUCAUUAGAUACCAUCAGCAAUGAACAGACAAAACUACAUUUAGAAACCAUGCUAAAUUUGUCAAGGUAAAAAACAUUUGCCUUCGGCCCUCACAAAUAACUUCACUGUUUCAAUGUUUUCUAACUUUAGGGUGUAUUAAACAAUGGUACUCAUGAACAGCAAUCGUUAAGGAUGUUUAUCUAUGCAGAGCUCUAAUAAGCUUUAGAAUCUAGACUUCUUACUGACAAGAGAGAUAUGGCUAUUUGUAAGCUUUCCAACUGACUUAAGUGACAGGUGUCAACAUGUUCACCAAUCUGAUUCCUUCACUCCAAUGAGGAAUUCCUGGAAUAUGAGGCAUGUGAAGCUAAAUAGAGUUUCACAAACACCCUUCUGCCAAGCUGCCUAAAUGAGGUUUGGCUAUUCUGGGCAUUUUGAGACGUUUGCAUCUUUGAUGGAAUAGGAAAGCUAAAGUCACUACCGUCCCACUCUCUCACUAAAAAGGAAGAGGUUUAAUCUGAGGAUCACCAUAUCUCAGGCAUGGGGAGACAUCAAGAAGGAGCGUCCUUCUUGGUAACCUCAGCUGCUGUGAGGACUGCAUGUACAUACGCUCUGAAACCUGUUAUCAGUCAACUGAGCUAACCUCAGACUGACUAACAGUGAAGUAAAUGCCAUCCUAUUUUCGUUAUCACAUUAGUCGGCUGAGAAUAUCAAGCAUUCCAUUCAAGUACUAUAGCCUAAGUUAUUAAUUUUUUUAAGCUAUCACUGAAAAUAUUAGAAACCUGAAAUAAAACAGCAAAGUCUAUAAAGUUCAGAUGGAUUCUAUUAAGAGAAGGCAAUUAAGACUCUUUGGAACAUUGUAAAUGUGUUGCUUUUUGCCUCACAGAUGAUCUCCAUGCUAACAUUUAUAUGGAACAAAUUUGUGGCAGAAUAUAGUCGAUGAGGAUUUAUAUCUUUCAAGUAGAUAUAAUAACAUUUAAUAAUUUUAAAUUCAUAAGGAUUACAUUCGUAAACAUCUGUACAUAAUCUGUAAAAUUCGUUUGUGAACUAUUAAAACGGAGAUCACAGGAAAUAUACAUGUAGAAAAGUAAUGAUUUAUUUCUGAUUGAUCAGCAACAUGCUAUGCUUUCACAAUAACUGUGUCAACUAGAAACACUUGUAACAUAUUAAAUAUUAACGCUGCAGCUCUUUGCAAAUCAGGUUAGACUGCAGACUGCCAUAUGUGUUCUGCAGUUUAAGUAUUCAACUUCAACUGUUGACCAAGGAACAAGGACCUUCUUCUGUGACUGCCACACCAUGUGGCAUUUAAAGGAUAUUGUUUGGGACCAAUGUACUUGAUGUUUAAGUACUCAACAUGUCUGUUGUCCAUUUAUGUGUGCCAAUAUUUUGUCAACGUAUGUACAUAUAUGUAUGUUCAUUUUCUAUAUUCUCCCCAAUUUCUAUGAUAUGAAGUAUCAGACAUGUUGGAAUGAUUUAAAAAAUCUCGCUGUGAGCUUGGCAAACUCUGUUGAAAUAAAGAGAAGCCUU